AUGAGUAGCUUAUCGGAUAAGGAUAAUACCUCUUUUAAGAGGUAUCUCGCAUCCUGUGGCUAUGUUAAAGAGUAUACUCGUAAAUCAUACAUGAAUAGUGAAUUAAGGUUAAUGACAAAACUAGGUAUAAAACACAGCAAGAAUAAUAUCGGGGUACGAUGGAAACGAUCUAAAGAUGGAAAAAUAGAAUUAAAGAACUUGGAUAUUGCCCAAAAGUUAGAAAUUUCCAAUUGCUUUAAGUCUAGUGAGGCUUCAGCUCGUGAUGAAGACUUUAUUUCUUCAAUUAUAGAAUCUGGAACUUUAGCUGAACCCGUCUGGGGCUCAAACGGUAGGUAUCUAAAUCCAGCAGAUACAUUACUACCUGAAUGGGAACGACUAAAGCUAUGCAGGGAUGGUGUUGCGAAUUCACUUGGAUUUGCACAAGGGUUUGGAUAUGAUAACAACCUAAUGUGCAUCGCUAGCAGUAGUUUAAUGUUCAUUGCAUAUGAGAAUACGUUUUUUACCAAGAAUUUGGUUAGUUAUGGAGCUCCUAGCUUUAAUAAGGAAGAUAUGAUUAACUUUAGUUUAAUUGAUUCUGCCCUGUUAUACGACAACUUUCCAUUGCAGCAGAUGCUUUAUUUUGGUCGUAUUUUCAGAGACUAUAAAAUACACUUAGUCAAGCUGUGCCAUUUUUAUGGACAAGAAUAUGUGGCAAUGUGUUGCGAGAAUGGUUACAUUAUGAUGUUUUUAGUUCAUGAUUUUGAAGACUAUUAUAAGGAUGUUGCCGAUGGCCACAAAUACGGUGCUAAACCAAGUAUGAGGCCAAAAUAUAUCCUAAGAGCACGGGGAUCAUGUUGGUCUUUUGAUAUUUAUGAUGAUGAUCCAAAUGUGAAGUACAUUGCGGCAGGCCACAAUGACGGCGAUGCGCCUACUGGCAUCUCACUUUUCGGUUAUUCUAAAGGUAUGAAUAAGUUUAUCAUCGAUGAAAUUCCUAUUGAGCACAAUGUUCCCUGCGUUUCAUUUAUAAAGGAUUCUAGCCGUGAUAAAAAUAUUAUUUUAGCAUAUUCGUCAAUUUUUGGAAGUGUUGGGACUAUAAGUAUACAACGAUCACUGGAUGUUGAAAAAUGUGUUCGUGAAAGAUUGAGAAUUGCUUGGGAAUAUUUGGAUGAACAGUACCUACCGAGCUGGUGUUGGUCCAUUACGCCAGUCAAGAAGUCUUCUUUUAGACAUGUCGGACAAUAUGAGUUUCUAUCAAAUAACUACAACCAAAACCAUAAGACGAAGGAACUUUCGCUAAUAUAUCAGAACAGUUUGUUACUUGAAAGUUACCCAUUUCGACCAAGUCAAACCAGCAACCUUGGCAUCGCAACUAAUUUUGUCCAGACAAUGGUACCAGUAAGUCACUUACAGCUUUUAAAUGCUUCUGAAUAUGCAAAUAAAUCUAUUAAGUUCAGGUUUGUGUGUGCACAAUUACCUUCUCCAGGAGGAAAAAGAAUUCCUUACGAAAGCGCGUAUAUUUCAACGUCUUAUCUGGAGUAUGAUCCCAGUUUGUGGUCUUACUUCUUUCUUCUCAAGCCAGAGUAUCCUCUGGGCGAUGAAAAGCUUAGUGGUGGCGUAGAGGAAGCGAAAAUGGUUGUAAAUAACAAUUACUCAAUUUCUCGACUGAAAUCAACACCUGAGUGGAAAGAUGAACUUUCUACUUUUAAAAUCACCGAACCCCCACAAGGCAAGUAUUUUGAAGCAUUUGAUUUGUCUUUUUCAGAUGAUGAUAAACCCAUCGACUUAUCGUUGUCCGAGGUGUCCCUUUCACCAUGCAUCCAUGGUAUUGCCGAACCAAACACUAAUAAUUCCAGUGAUUUUUACCUAUAUCAAAGGUUUCACUCUAGUCCUCCUAGAAGGGAAAUCAAAAGGGUAUGGAUAGACAGGGAUCCAAUAUUUUCCAUUGCAUCAACAAUUGAAAACCAAAACACAUGGACGGAAACUGAUGAACUAUACCAUCAAUAUGAUGAUACUAUGGAUGACUUUUCAUCUUCAGAUACGGACGGAGUUACCUCUGUCACUUUAGUUUCAGAAAGUAGUGAUUCAAGGAUUGAAGAAGUUAUAGAAAUGUCACUAACGAAUCAUAUCUCAAAAACCUACAGAUUAUAUGCUUCUCUCAAGCAAGAUACUAGGUAUAAUUUGGCUGGUCCAGAAUUUGAAAGCUGUGCUCCCCAGGAUUAUUUUUUUGUUGUUACGACAAACAAGAGCGUGUUCCUUAUACGUUCUGACCCUUUAAUUAUAAAUGCAAUGACAACAGACGACAUUUUUCCAACUUCGGACAUUUCAACCUGUCAUCCAGAGAUAGAAAGUCACAAUCGGAUCUCUAUAGUCUGCUACAUCCAGGAAUUGUCAUGUAUUGUUGUGGCGUCUCAAAUCGGACUAAUUUCAAUUUUAAGAUUAACGGAGUACAACGGCAUCUAUUCAUUUAGACAGGAAUAUGUCAUUGGGUGGCAGCGUGUGCCACCUGAACAGAGGGACCAGAUCUGCAUGUCCCAAUAUGCUGAUUAUAAUUACGAUGGACCAGAUUAUUCUUGUGGCCAAUGUGAUACUGUUUUCCCAUACUUUUCCAUACAGGGUAUGGAUUACAUUUAUUGUCCAGAAGAUCCACUUAAUGGUAUACAAGAACAUGCCGUAUUGUAUAUAUUAUAUAGAGAUAACAUUAUUAGGUAUAGAAUUCAUACUUAA
Molecule: messenger RNA, 2703 nt
Organism: Eremothecium sinecaudum
Lineage: Eukaryota; Fungi; Ascomycota; Saccharomycetes; Saccharomycetales; Saccharomycetaceae
Gene: CRT10
Product: Crt10p
Exons: 1
Coding region: 1-2703 (900 amino acids)
Source: RefSeq, a predicted model, not a curated record